GAGGUUCAAAUUAGGCGCCAUAUCUUCCUGGCCCCUGAGCAGGAUGGCCCUCCUUUCCAGAUUCUUCUGAUUUCCAGAUCUUCUUCUUUCGUGAUAUGGUUCAUGAAAAAUCAAUCAAUAUAGAGCACAAUCCAUGAAAAUAUCGUGGCUUUACGUUUCCCUGCCAAACAGGUCCUAAAACGACCUUGAAGGAUCCCCAAAAAAUCUGAAAAAAAAACCUGAAUUUCCUUUCAUCUUUCAGCUCCGAUGUCCCAAAUUCCUCUCUGAAUUCCUGAUUUCGAAGCAACCCUAGUUCUGUGCACUAGAUAUUGAAGGAUCCCGUUCCACAAUCCGGAAUACUGGAGGCAACCCAAGCUCGAUCGAUUCUGAACCCCGUUCUAUUCCUCUCUGUUUUCUUUUCCGUUCUUCAAUCACUAUUUUUUUCUUUUUUGCGAAAAUGAAUUGAGCACCAGAACCUGGACUUCAAUCCGCAAGGAAUCCCGAAUUCCAUUUCCAAUCCGCGAACGCGGAAAUCGCGAUUCCAGAACCUUGAUUUUGUGAGUGAAGCCUGGUUUCAAGAACCAUAGGGUUUUGAAUCAAUUCCCUUCUACCUUCGAUGACUACUGCGUCCAUUCUGGAAUCGAUUCAGCUGGUAUCCAUCUCCAGAAACCCUUCUAUUUCUGCCAAGACAUGGAAUCCUUUGCCUCCCAGACCGUCCCUCCUCCUACGUGUCAAGCCUUUGAGAGUCAGGGGGGUUCCCAGAUUGAGGGUUCAAUGCGUGAAGUGUGAUGGCGUGAGUUCCGGGAAGAGAGAAGAGACCCUUGUCGAGGGUGCCAUCAAAUUGGUUAGAAAAGCCUUAAAUGGUUUCCGAAAACCGGCAAUGGUUCUUGUCGUCGUCGGGCUCCUGCUCAGCUACAAUCCUAGCUCCUCCCUUGCGGCUUCUGGAGGACGGAUGGGGGGCCGCUCGUUCUCGGCGCCUGGUCGGUCGUCUUCCUACAGCUCGAGGAGCUAUUCGGUGCCAAGUCCGGGGCUUUCGUACUCUGUUCCAUAUGCGGCGCCCUCACCAUUUGGAUUCGGUGGUGGAGUCUAUGUUAGUCCGGCGGUUGGGUUUGGUUUUGGUGCGGGCUCCGGGACGUUUCUGCUAUUGAUGGGUUUUGCAGCGUUCGUUUUGGUUUCUGGGUUCCUUUCAGAUCGGUCGGACGACAGCGUGCUAACUGCUACGCAGAAAACCAGCAUCCUUAAGCUUCAGGUCGGCUUGCUGGGAAUGGCCCGAUCAUUCCAAAAGGAUCUGGACCGCAUUGCUGAAGCGGCAGAUACAUCCUCGCCCGAGGGGUUGAAUUAUGUGCUCACAGAGACUGCUUUGGCAUUGCUUCGGCAUCCAGAUUGUUGCAUCUCUGGUUAUUCAUUUGCUGAUCUCAAGCGCUCUACUGAAGAGGCUGAGAAGCGCUUUAACCAACUUUCUAUAGAAGAGCGUGGAAAAUUUGAUGAAGAAACUCUUGUCAAUGUAAACAACAUCAAGAGGCAGAGUUCGUCUAGCAAUCGUUCCAAGGGAUUUAGCAAUGAGUACAUCGUUGUAACAAUCCUGGUAGCUGCGGAGGGUGUGUACAAGCUACCAACAAUCAAUGGCAGCAAUGACCUGAAAGCGGCAUUACAAAAGCUUGGUUCAAUUCCUUCAAGUAAAACGAUGGCUGUUGAAGUUCUGUGGACUCCCCAGAAUGAGAAUGACACUCUGUCUGAAAGAGAGCUGCUGCAAGAUUACCCACUGUUGAGGCCUUUAUGAAGAUGCUAUCCAGAGACGAAGCUCUGUCUCUUGUUGGUUUAUACUUGUAAAAUGAAUAAGUAAUUCUUUGUAUUAAUAAAACUUUUAACCUUGUACCGGUCUACAGGUCUUGAUUUUGUAAAGUAGCCCAGGCUUGUAGGAACCUCAGUUCAUGGUUUACACGAAUCUAAUGACUCUCCUCUCAAUAUGAGUUCUUUACCUUUCAA
Messenger RNA from Nymphaea colorata (pocket water lily), 1965 nucleotides. RefSeq lists its product as uncharacterized. Gene Ontology annotation, cellular component: chloroplast. The record is from RefSeq and is a predicted model, not a curated record. Lineage: Eukaryota; Viridiplantae; Streptophyta; Magnoliopsida; Nymphaeales; Nymphaeaceae. The coding region runs from base 596 to 1759 and encodes 387 amino acids. The transcript has 6 exons.